This is a messenger RNA of Paramuricea clavata, 636 nucleotides long. The record is from the annotation of a GenBank genome assembly. NCBI's taxonomy places the organism in Eukaryota, Metazoa, Cnidaria, Anthozoa, Malacalcyonacea, Plexauridae.
AUGGCUCCUGCAGUUGCUAAAUUCAUUGCCACCAGAAGUAUUGAUGAGGCUGCUACACUUGUCUGCUUAGAUGAUAUACCUGAUCUAGAGUACAGGGAUUAUGCCCAAAAGGUAGGUUAUCCAUUCCAACAACACAUGUGCUGUCAAAUAAGCCGAUUGCCAUAUAACAAAUCUCUUUUGAAACCUGGGCCAAUGUCCCUUUGUCAGAAGAGUUAGAGGCUUCCCUCAAAAUAAUGAGUAGUGUUUUUUUCUCCUUUUGGGUGACAUGUUUAUACAGAUUAUUUAUAUACACCCUGGCUGAUCAAGCUGUCACUGAAUCCCUGCAGGUGAAAAUUUGUUUGUUAGUACUUUCACUGCUUUUAGGUAUUAGAAGCAUCUAAGUCAGAGGAGUUGGUGGAGUUAUGUGAAAACCCAACUGUGCUUGGCUUGUUGGAUUCUGCUGGAUUUGUUGGACAGCAAUUGAGUUUGGAAAAUGCACAUGUAGCUGUCCAACAAAUCAUAAUGCACGAGGUGCUUAACAAACGAAGCGGUGAAAUGGCAGAUAUUGCGAGUGGUAUGGAAACACUAUCCCUGCAGAAGCUACUUUCUGCCUGUCCCGAUUUGGUAAAUGUUGUAUUUCCUUUAUCCAAAGCUUGA